This is a messenger RNA of Portunus trituberculatus (swimming crab), 1934 nucleotides long. RefSeq lists its product as uncharacterized. The transcript has 2 exons. NCBI's taxonomy places the organism in Eukaryota, Metazoa, Arthropoda, Malacostraca, Decapoda, Portunidae. The record is from RefSeq and is a predicted model, not a curated record. The coding region runs from base 460 to 1155 and encodes 231 amino acids.
AUCAGCUGAUCUUUACUACCUUUGUUUGGGUUUGCAGUGGCCUGGGCGAUUAGUGUGGACUCGUUUUUUUCAUGAAUACAGUGUUACAAAAUCAUGAGUGAGAAAGAGAUUCUAUCUAAAUGCAGGUAUGAGACACGGGAAAGAAUGAAAGCUGAUGAUGACUAUGUUGGUGAGGGAGAAAGAGCAUUCGAAGGCUUUAAUACGGCACAUACUUCACUAUUUGAUAGAGUGUUGACUAUUGAACGUAAAUUAGAUAAAUUGAUAAAGGGGGAAGGAGCUAGGACACGGAGAGGACGUGUGAUCGCAGCUAGUACUCUUUCCACCUCUCCCACGGAACUCUACCUACCUGCUUGUGUGGCACAUAUUUUGGGUCUAUCCUGUGUUCCAUCAGCGCCUAUUUUAGUGCCUUUACGCUUUGGGCCAUGCCACCUGGCCCUGUUGGUCCCGUGGCCAUGAACCAUGACCCGACCUCCCAGAAGCGGGGACUGUCCCCCUCCCCAUCCAUGGAAGGUUCAGGCAAGACCCCUCGCAUCCUUCCCGACCAGGACCCUCCUCACAUCACGUCAACCACAGCCUCCUUCCUUCCUGAGAGCGACCAAUGGCACCCGGGUUUUCUCCAAUCCCAGCAAGGUGUCCCAGGCCCUCCACACUUCCACCUUGGGCAAGUACAUCUUGGAGGGGGAAACUCGCUCACUGGGUAAUGGCUCUGCUCUCAUCAUCACCAUCGGGGAAUCCAACAUCUUUAAGGUUCCCGAACUCCAGCUAUCCACCUUCCAACUAGGAGACUGGACAGUCACCAGCCGCCGGGCAGACAAAGGAGGUGACACCUUCAGGUACGCCUGGGUGGGGCCGCUGGCAGAUGAUGUUGACCUGGAGGCCGUGAGGAAGGGCUUCAAUACCUUUGAUGGAGGUGAGGUGGUUGAGAUCACCUGGCUCCCUCCCCAUUGUCUGCCCCGGACCACCAUAGGGAGGUGGCUGCGCCUUAAGUGUGGUGGACCACACGGACCCAGGUCAGUCUACUGCCCCCUCAACUGCCAGGCCCAACAGACUUACAUCAAUCUGACUCAGGAAGGACACACUCACAGACAUCAACAGGCACCUGAGAUCCUUACAGCUCCCCAAGCAGCAGGCCACCCACAAGCCUGCCCCUCCUAACGCUGCACUGCCACCAUCACACCCUCAGCCUCCACGACAAGUUCAGCCAGGUGUACCCUACUCCACAGUAGUCACCACAGGGAACAGGUUCGCACUUCUGCAGGACCUCGACGAUGGAAAUGCCCCAGACAUUGCUCCGGGCCCUGCACCUAACAGUACAGCCACCCACUCCUCCAGCAGGCGCAGCCGCUCACGACGUCCUUCUCCCAGGUGGCAGCGACAUCCACCAGCCCCGCCACCUCCCACUCCACAAACCCUGGACUGUGACCUCGUGCACUCUCUCACAGUGGCUGAUGUCCAUCCACCUCCUGCCAGCCUCACUCACCUAAUCGAGGAGAUUGCUCCCCCACCCCAACCGCCCCGCCUACCUACACCAACUGGUCCUGCACCUCUUCCAUGUCAUACUGCUGCUCCUGUUCACCUACCUCAGUCACAUGAAGGUAUGUCCUCUGCAUCCCCCAAGGAAGACACCAUCUCCCAACUGCUCACCCUCUUCUAGAAAGGGCUUCACCUUUACCAGAAUGGCACUCCUGUUCCCACCAUACUCACCUCUCUGUGGCCCACUCUCUCCAGACUCCUGACCUCUCUCUUCCAAUAAUGGCCUUCACAGUUAUGUUCUGGAAUGCUAGAUCUCUCCUCCGCAAGUCCCAUGAGCUCCAGACAUACCUAAAGGACACCCUUCCAUCCAUCAUCAGAAUAUGUGAGACGUGGCUGCCCCCUCACAUCUUUCUUACCCUCCCCGGAUACACCAUCAUCCCUAGGGACCGCCCUCAAGGACG